Messenger RNA from Mytilus trossulus (common blue mussel), 2685 nucleotides. RefSeq names its product protein YIPF6-like. Gene Ontology annotation, biological process: endoplasmic reticulum to Golgi vesicle-mediated transport. The transcript is spliced from 7 exons. Lineage: Eukaryota; Metazoa; Mollusca; Bivalvia; Mytilida; Mytilidae. Bases 70 to 726 code for a protein of 218 amino acids. The record is from RefSeq and is a predicted model, not a curated record. Gene Ontology annotation, cellular component: membrane; trans-Golgi network.
UCUGGACUGUGGUGUCACUGGCAAUGAAAAAUCAUUAUGCAUCAUUUAUCGAACGGCUAAUUUGCUGUCAUGGCUGACGUGGAUUUUCAUGAACAGGAGGGGAUGAAUGAUGUCUCCUUAGAGGGUGACAUUUCAGCUCCAGGCUUGAAAACAGAUGAUGAUGAAUUUAAUACCCUUGAUGAACCAGUCAAAGAUACUAUUUUACGAGAUCUGAAAGCAGUUGGAAUAAAAUUUUGGCAUGUGCUAUACCCAAAACAGAGUAAAACAUUACUUAAAGAGUGGGAUCUGUGGGGACCUCUUGUUUUAUGUGUAUUUAUGGCAAUGAUGUUGGAGGGAUCACAUGGUGAAAGUGACAAAGUAUCAGACGGUGGACCACAGUUUGCCGAAGUUUUUGUUAUUUACUGGGUUGGAGCUAUGGUUGUCACGUUAAAUACAAAAUUAUUAGGGGGUAAUAUAUCAUUUUUCCAAAGUAUUUGUGUACUGGGUUACUGUGUGUGUCCAUUAACAGUUUCCUUGAUUAUAUGUCGUCUUAUAUUAAUUGCUCAGCAGACGACACCACUGUUUGUCAUUAGAUUUAUUGUUGUGGUUGUAGCAUUUGCAUGGUCAACUUUUGCAUCUACAGCAUUUUUAGCAGAAUCACAGCCUUCUAAAAGAAAAGCUUUAGCAGUAUAUCCAAUUUUUCUGUUUUAUUUUGUAAUAAGUUGGUUAAUUAUUUCACAUACAUAAGAAAACAUUUAAUUCUUUCUUAACAAAUAUUUGUGAUUUUCAUACUGCCAUAAGAUGGAGAUAUAUAAAAAAAAACAUGUUGUUAGAGAUUAUUGUAUAUAUGUGGGGAAACUUUCAAAUAAUUUGUGUGUAUGUGAAAGUGCUUAUUUUGGAGAUAUUUGAAAUGAGUAUAAUUGUGAAGUUAAUGACAUUGAUGCUUCUUCUGUUACUUUUAAAUUAGAUCUAUUUCAUUAAAAUGAAUGAGGUUCAGUACGAAAGGAUGUUAUAAAUAUUAUUUGAUAUUAGUAAUAGGUCAUUUAUGGAGGCAUGUAUGCAAAUUUACUAAAAUUAAGUAUUUGAUAUGGUGGUUAAAGAGUAUUUUUGACGUCCCUUUCUACCCUCCAACAUUCAUUUUAAUGGAAAAUCCAAAAUGUUUUUUAUUAAAUGCAUUAGAAAAAAUAUAAAUGAGUAUUUCUUAAUCUUGGCAUAAGUAAAUUAUGUAUUCUACUGACCUUGAAAACUGUUUUACAGUAUAAGGACAUAUUUUAUUUAAUUUGGUAAAAAAAACAUACCGGUUGAAGGAAUAUUAAUUCUUAUAAAGUAUAUAAAAUGCCUUGGAAAAAAAAAAUCUUCUUUAAUUUGAUGAUCCAUCUAUAAUUUCUGUGUACAAACUUUUAAUUUGCUUGAUACUGGUGCAUGCAUAAUGUAAGUAAUCAUGAUUUGUUGCAGAACAAGUAUAUGGUUAUGAUAAUUUUUCUCUACACAGUAUAAGUUUUGGUAGAUAGCUGUAGCUUUGUAAACUGUUCAGAUUUUUGUGAAGCAAUUCAUUUGUCUUUCUUAUAUUCUAUUGAAGUCAAAUAAAUCUUACUUGUAAGAAUAUUUACAAUAUUUUAAAAAUUGAAAACUUAUGUCAGCAAUAAUUCUGGUUUUGUUUAUUAUUAAAUUUCUUAUCUGUAACCAUCUACUAUCUUAUAAACAUCACAGUAUUAUAACUGUUUUUAAAUUUGCAUUAUAACAUGUCAGAAAUUAGAUUUUUUCAAUAGUAAUUUAGCACGUUUUAUAUAAUAGUGUGAUUAUAAUAUUAACAACAUAAAACAUUUGUAUGCUAACUGACUUUCUUGCAAAGUGUCAAUUCUAGUUGAUUCAAAAUGUUUGAUUGGUUAAUGUAAAAUAAAGUCACCUAAAUCAAGCUUUUUUGCCUAACAGUAUGAAUUUUUAUAUCGACCAAAAUUUAAAAAAAAUUGGUAAAUCUUUUAUGAAAUUCAAAUUAUCUCCCUUAUACCAGUGACUUGAGAAAAAACAGAUUUUUUUUAUGAAUCUUGAAAAAGAUGGAAUGAAAAUGUAUAUAAUUCUCAACAAAAUGCAGGAAAUAAUUGAAUACAAAAUUUGAUAACUAUAUACAUAAUUUAUCAUGGGUCAAUAAAAUUCAUAUAGGGAUGAGGUAAUAAAUAGAAUAUAACUGAUAAUUUGAAUUUGCUAGUUAAUAAGGGAACAUACAGGUCCUUAUGUUAUAAUAUGUAAAAGCUGAGGAUCAAGCAUGAAUGUACAUUUUUUUGUUACACUUAGCCAUAAUAAAUUUAAAAUUUUCCAUCAAAAUUUUCCAUUAGAAAUUUCAGCUACUGUUUAAAGACCCUCAUGGUAGUAAAGGGUUGAAAGUAUUUUUACAUCUUUAGUUUUUCCAAUUUUUUGCUCUUGAUUAACCUGAUAAAUGUAUAUAUAUGAACAUUAUUUAUAUUUUACUUUGAUUUACCUAGCAACGUUUAACCUAAUAACAGUCUGAUGUGUCAAGUUCUUUUCUAGUUGACUUUUACUUUUAACUUCUUUGUUAUUAUCGAUCAUAGUUUGUAUGGAAGGAAUCAGAAAACUUCCAACAUUGUAGAAGUGCUAUAUCUACAAAAUCAUAAGAGUUUUUUUUUCAAAUAAUAACAUAGACAGUCCCAUUCCAAACUACACAAAAUAAUCCUCAUUUAUAUCAUUUAA